This is a messenger RNA of Triplophysa rosa, 5578 nucleotides long. RefSeq names its product xin actin-binding repeat-containing protein 1. Gene Ontology annotation, molecular function: actin filament binding. Gene Ontology annotation, cellular component: focal adhesion; stress fiber. The coding region runs from base 1 to 5319 and encodes 1772 amino acids. The transcript is spliced from 9 exons. Gene Ontology annotation, biological process: actin filament organization; actin cytoskeleton organization. The record is from RefSeq and is a predicted model, not a curated record. Lineage: Eukaryota; Metazoa; Chordata; Actinopteri; Cypriniformes; Nemacheilidae.
AUGGCAUUCGUACAUGUGGGCGGGCGCUGUAACGCCUCUUUCACCCCACCUGCUACCAUGUCUCGUUCAUCUAGUGGUGGAAAUGUCUACAAACCUUCACAGGAGGCAGUUUUUCAAGGGUCAGGUGUAAUAAACCAGCUGGACUUCGCCCAUGUCUUCUGCAGAGCGAGCUCCACUCGUGAUGUACAAGGAAUUAUCUCUAGACACGUUAAUGGAGUGAAGCACAUACUCUUUACCAGGUUGAGCUGUAAUGAAGUAGAGAAAGAGGAAAUGGAAGUGAAAGGCAUUUUGAAGAGGUCUCAGUCACUAAGGAGUGUUUCUACCGAUCAUGGCCUGACCUGGACUGAAGCUGGACUCAGAGACAAACGCAAGUCUGUCUCUCAGCUUGUAGCACAGUACCAAAACUCUCCUGGCAUUAAAACAAAGACUGUUGAUUCAGGUGACAUAAAGCAUCAGCUGACCCUACAGGUCACACCGAUCACCCUCAAUGAUGCUGAUGGCAAACUCAAGAGUCCAGUGAGAAAAUCAGACAUAAGCGAGAGGUCCAGAACCUCUCCUCUCUCCCGCAGUAAGUCAAUGGAAAACCUCCCUCAACGCAGGCCUGUGGGCACCACGGCACUCAGAGAGCUGUUUGAGUCCAAAGUCUCCAUCCAGCCUCGGUCCAGGACCAACAACAUGGCACAUGAACCAAUUGGCACUGACAAAGCACAAACACUUCCUAAUAACAACAACACAACAUCACAAGCAGAAGCAGAGGUUAAAAAUAGCCACGAUAAACAAGAUGAGAAGACUGAAGUGGAUCAAAUGACUUCAAAGGCAUGGUCAGCUGUUAGCAGAACAGAAGCGGCCACAGGCUUACUGACACACUUGGAGAACACACAUGGCCGACAGACCAGUCACAGGAUCAUUACAGAUCUAAAUAUCAGAACAAUUCAGAAGGAUCUAAGAGAGAAAACAUUGAAUGAGGAUAAAAGAAGGUCGGUUGCAGACUUCAGAGACAGCUCGGCUCUACACGGACGAGAGAUAACCUCUAUUUCUGUCAAAACUUUGUCUGCACUAUAUCUGUCAAAAGUGGCAGCUGCAGAGCCUGCGGGAAACCUUUUCAAACCAGAACAGGAUCUUACUUCUCCAACUGGAAAAAGAAUAAAACCAUUUAAGAUGGCUGAAGGUGCACAGAAUAUCUCUCAACAACAUCUCAUUGAAUAUGAAAAAGAAAAUGCAUCUGAAUUAAUCCCACCUACAAAUCAUCUGGAAGUCAGCAUAGAGGAAUGCGAGCGGCCCUUCACUUCACCACCCCCCACAAGAGAAACUAUGUACAAUAUGCACCAACGGCGACAGAAGUGUGAGCUUAAACGACUGCUAAAACACACAUGUCCAGAGUUGAAAAACGUAGACAGUUUGGUAGACGAGGAGCUGGCUGAUAUUCUUAACACUGACCCAGAUAAAGACACUGGAUACCAGUCCAGUGAGGUCCUUUCCAGGCGCUGGUUAUUUGAGAACCAAGCAACAAGAGAUCUGCAAGAUGUCAGAAGCACAUCUGGUUUGUCUGAAGAACCCUUGUGUAGCUCCCACAAUGAUGACAACAAACUGCAAUAUGUCUUUCAGACCAAAACUCAACUUAAUGAGGCAGAGGAAGUGACAUCAGAGGAGAGCAUCAAGGUGGAUGUCAAAGCCACACGCAAAAUGUUUGAAAUUCAAUCACCAGUUUCUUCAAAAGAAAGGCAGGUUCCCUGUCCAAAAAGAAAUGUUGUUUAUGAGGAGCAGAGUAGAUCAGAACAGAAACCAAAGACUGAUUCUUGUGAUUUUACUGAUGGAACAAAGACAUCAAACAUCCACCAUAACAAUCUCCCAAGUGUCACAGAUACGAAUGAGGUAUUCGUAGGUGUCUCCAGAGCCAAACAAGUCUUUGAAAACAGGUCACAUGAGCAGGAGAGCAUCUCUACAUCAUUUGACAGUCUUAGCAAAGAGGAAGAAAUGCUGAAGGCCAAUGUAAAAAAUAGAGCCCAGAUGUUUGAAUCUACUCCUCUUGAUAAGAUCAAUCAACAAACCAAAGAAGAAUCAGAAACUAUGCUGGAGAGCAUGCAAGAUACUUUAAUUUCUUUAUGGAACUUCAAUAUCAUUCAAACCGACGGAUCCAUCCUUGAAGCUAAUGAAACAGGGCAUGUCAGAAAAGCCAGAUAUAGUUUUACAAAAGAUUCAAAACCAGAAGUUCAUGAUGAGGAGAUACUGACUGGAAGUAUAAAGAACAUCAUGCUUCAGGUGCUACCAGGAACAAACCUGAACCCCAUUGUCACCUUCCUAAAAGAAGACAGUCAGGGCAACGUGGAGAUUCAUAAGGUAGAUGUUCCAACUCACUUACUUCCAUUCACUGUACUUCAAGAUAAAGACUGCAGAAUUGCAAACGUGGUGCAGAUUACAGAAGAUCUACUUGGUCAAGAGAAGUCCCUGAGGAAAGGAGUUUUAAUACAAGACUGUGGCAAAGAAACGAGAGAGAUAACAGUUUAUGCUCUCUUUAGCCACAGUGAAGAGAGCACGCGGAUGAUGGAGUUUGGCAAAAUGGAUUGCAAGUCUGUUUCUUCGAAUCAAAUAAAAAUUCUGGAGCCUGAAAAUAAGGAUGUGAAGAUAGACAUCAGUUGCACAACAGGGGCUGUGACGGCAAAUUCUUCAGCAACGGACCUGGAAGCAAGCAGAACCAUUAAUGUACAGUUAGUGCGAAGCUGCAUUGAGAAGGGAGACCUUGAUCAUUUAAAACAUCUACAAAAAACACUAUCAGAUGAAGAUAUAAUUGGUUCUUCUGAGGAAAUAGAGAAAACAAGUGAGAUUAUUUCAGGUAAUGUUAAAAAUAUCAAAGCCCUUUUUAGUACAAAUGUGAAUGAUACAAGCUUGAUUUUAGAGUCUGCCAAAAGCAGAGAAUUGAAGGUGUCAUCGACAGAAAGUGUGAAAACUACUAAGACUGAAGAACUAAUGCAGACACAAGAUGAAAAACACUCUGAAAUGGAUAAUAAAGGAGAAAUAUUUCAAGAUCAAGAUAUCACAGAUGAUGGAGCUGUUCUUAAAGCAGAGCUGGUUGAUGUUGUUGAAGAUGAUGAGUUGCUGAAUCUACAAACGGCCAUCAGGAAUCUUCAUCACGCCACGAUGGAAGCUAAAGCUCUUCAACAGAGUGUCCAAGCAAAACUUCAACCUGAAACCAACCAAAUCCAACAGAUCACUGACCCUGGAUCAGCGAGCCAUGAGUUAACAGAAGUCAAGCAAGACAAUAAUACAACUGAGGACAAAGAGCCCUUGCAGACCUCUAAAAGAGAGCAAGAAGAGGGAAGUGACGAUGGUAUGAGAGGUAGCAUUCAAGUAGCUCUUGAAUCUUUAGGAAAGUCUAACUUUAAUGUCACGAAGGGUGAUUUUCGAGCUGCGAUGAUUUAUAGGAAUACAGUCAAGGCGUAUGCAGGACACAAAAAGGUAACAUAUGAUCAGUCAAGUGAUAGGACUGCUGAAGAAACCAAGAAGUCUUCUUCUGGGCUUCAAACUGAACAGCAGGUUCUAAAUAGACAGCAUGAAGGAGUUGAUACAGCUUCUUGUCAAAUGCCAUCUGAAAACAAAACACUUACAAAACAAAUGCAUGUUUCCACAAACGCUCCUCCCAAGAAACGUAAAACUCCAAUUGGUCCCAAACCAGCAAUCCCACCUAAACCAGAUCAUUUAAAAAUGAAGCCCAACCCAACUGACUGUGAUACCAAAGCAGACCACAAAGGACAAGUCAAAACUUCUUCGUCAAACCAACCAAAUGAGGAGAUUAAAGAUCCCUCAUCAUGUCCCAAAUCAUGCCCAGACCCAAUGUCUUAUAAAGACGUCCUUUGCAAGAAUUUACAGGUUAGUGGUAACACAUGUGAUACGUCAGUGAACAUCAAGAUCAAUGAUGGUCCCAUGCAAGCUGUUGAAGAAUCUCCAAAGAGCUCUGCAGAAAGGUCCACAAGGUUUCAAGCUACGCUUCAAAACUUUGAAGCGAAGGCGGGUGGAUCAGUAGCACCAGUGAAACCUAAAAGAAUCAAAAUGGCUAAAGAUCACGUGAAGAACUCCACAGAGAACAUGAAAAACAAUAUUGAAAUUCAGCGGGUUGACAUCACACCCCAGUGUAACGGUUCUCCUCAUGACAGCACCUCCUCCUGUGAGACCUAUAAGAGGGAGAAAAACGAUAAAUGCGAUGAUGAACAAAAGAGUGAAGUGGUCAGAAGAAAAAAGAAAACGAGACGUGAAACUGAAGACGAAAGGAGGCAGAGGCUUUCGGUGCACAUGGACGAGAUCAUGAAGGGCAACGUCACGGUUGUCAUUGACAUCUUCGACAAGCUGAAGAAACAAGAGGAGCUGAAAACCAUACUUUCCAAAGUCGAGGAAAUGAAAGACGACACCAACAAAGUCAACGUGAGCUCUAUUAUAAACAUCUUUGAGAACGUGCCGGAUUGGGUUGUGCCACAGGAGGAGACAAGUGGUUCUAAAACGGUCACGCGGGAACGUAGAGUUGGUGAUUCAGAUUCACCUGUGGAACCGGAGAUGAUGUCCUCCAUGCAGGCGGCUUUUGGGGAUCUAGAGAAAGCGGGGGCUGAGAUAAUCCAUUUGAAAGAGCAAACACUUGCGAGACUCAUGGAUAUAGAAGAGGCUAUUAAGAAGGCUCUUUACUCUGUAUCGACUCUUAAAUCGGAUUCUGACAUCGUAGGGCUCUCUGGUCUCUUCAGGGAGUCGAUGGUGGCGGUGCAAGGCUCACCUAACUCAGGUAACAUAAGGAAAAUCAGCAUCGGGUCAAGUAAAUCACCAAAGGCCCAGAAUGGACAGGCAACAAAACCAGUCUCAAUGCCAGAGUGUUUAAUUCCAACGACCAAACAGAGAUCAGUAUCCCCAGCAUCCCCUUCAUUCAUUUCCAUUCAGUCUGCAGCCAGGAAACCUGAAGAGUCUCAGAUCAGUCCCCAAAAAGCCAAAGAGAUCAAACACCAGUGUUGCUGUACUGCAUCUUCAGAUCGGAAGCAGUGUGCCGUCGUGAAGGAGGUCUCCUUCAGUCCUGCCAAUCCAAGACGUCAGGUCAGUGUGUUAGAAGUUCAGACAGCACCUGAGGAGAGAGUCAUUGGUACGAAAACUAUCAGUGAGAACUACGAGAAGACGGACUGUUUCGGAAACAAGUUCUACUCUUCUAAAACCUCUACGGUUGUCACGACUCAACCUGAAACAAAGACAACUUCAAAGAAGUUUAUCACGACAAGUCCUGCAACAACAGAAAUUGCCACAUACCCAAGAAUCAACACACCUUUAAUCAGAGAAGACAGGCCUCCGAUGUAAACACUGGUGCAUGUGGGAAAUUGAUUUCAGAUUAAUGAAGGAAAAUUGUUGACCACAUAUACAGUAUAAGAGAUCUAAUGUAUUUGCAUUUAAAUGUAAUAGAUGUUUGUACUUAUUUUGCUUGUGGUUUUAUUUUAUGUUAUUUUAUUCUGUAUGAUGUUUGUGAUUGAAUGUUUUUUUAUGAAUAUUUAUGAAAGCCUUGCAGUCCAAUAAGCCUUGCUAUGAUUUGUAAUAUUAUUUAUGUUGCAUGUGAAACUUA